Molecule: messenger RNA, 1148 nt
Organism: Phycodurus eques (leafy seadragon)
Lineage: Eukaryota; Metazoa; Chordata; Actinopteri; Syngnathiformes; Syngnathidae
Product: protein phosphatase methylesterase 1-like
Exons: 11
Coding region: 63-1148 (361 amino acids)
Biological process (GO): protein demethylation
Molecular function (GO): protein methylesterase activity
Source: RefSeq, a predicted model, not a curated record
GAGCCAGGGUGUCGUGGAGCGGGUCCUUCUGCCGGAGUGACUCCAGACGCUGAGAAGCAAACAUGUGGGAGGAGAGCUUUGAUAAGGAGCAGGACGUGGGCCAAAACCUGGACUACUCGCCCGUGUCGUGGCGUGAGUAUUUCGACCAAAUGGAGGAUGUGAGCGUGGGCCAGGCCGACAGCCGAGACGUCUUUAGGGUUUACAAAGCGGGAUGUGAGGGCCCCCUGCUGGUUCUUCUGCACGGAGGAGGACACUCGGCCCUGUCCUGGGCGGUCUUCACCACCGCCAUCGCUGCCAGAGUGGGCUGCCAGGUGCUCGCCAUGGACCUCAGGGGUCACGGUGACACUCUGGUCCGCCAAUCGGAUGACUUCUCCACUCAAACCAUGUCCAGUGAUGUAGCCAACGUGGUCCGAGCCUGCCACGGCGAGAUCCCUCCCCCCGUGGUCCUGAUUGGCCACGGUGUCGGCGGCGCCAUCGCGGUGCACGCAGCCAGCAAUGCACUGAUGCCCACCACGGUGGGACUUGUGGCCAUCGACGUCGUGGAGGGAAGUGCGAUGGAGGCGCUUCACAGCAUACAGAACUUCCUGAAGGGAAGACCCAAGUCCUUCAAGUCUAUGGACCACGCCAUUGAGUGGAGCGUCAAGAGCGGACAAAUCCGUAACCUGGAAUCCGCCAGAGUGUCUAUGGUUGGUCAGAUCAAAAGGUGUGAAGCGGAGGAGACCGACAUGCUGGAGCGGGCCGGCCCGGUCAAGGACGUGGUGGAGGAACGCAAUGAGGAGUUCUAUGACCGAAGCUACGUCGACGAAGAGGAGAACGCCGCCACAGAGGCCAGCGUCGGCGAAGGCCAGAGUGUCUACAAAUGGCGCAUAGAUCUGUCCAAAUCUGAGAAGUACUGGGACGGCUGGUUUCGAGGAACCUCAAACCUGUUUUUGGCCUGCAACCUGCCCAAACUCCUCCUGUUGGCAGGAAUCGACCGGCUGGACCGAGACCUGACCAUUGGUCAGAUGCAAGGUAAAUUCAUGAUGCAGGUGCUGCCACCCUGUGGUCAUGCAGUGCAAGAAGACAAUCCAGACAAAGUAGCUGACGCCGUGGCCGCGUUCCUGUUGCGACACAAGUUCACGGAAACCAGAAGCGAAAGAACGAGGUAA